Oncorhynchus tshawytscha (Chinook salmon) is the source of this 2293-nucleotide messenger RNA. RefSeq names its product NPR2 like, GATOR1 complex subunit (gene nprl2). Gene Ontology annotation, molecular function: GTPase activator activity. Gene Ontology annotation, biological process: positive regulation of autophagy; cellular response to amino acid starvation; negative regulation of TORC1 signaling. The record is from RefSeq and is a predicted model, not a curated record. Gene Ontology annotation, cellular component: GATOR1 complex; vacuolar membrane. NCBI's taxonomy places the organism in Eukaryota, Metazoa, Chordata, Actinopteri, Salmoniformes, Salmonidae. The coding region runs from base 485 to 1624 and encodes 379 amino acids. The transcript is spliced from 11 exons.
UAAAUUAUGUUCGGGAACUCCACCAUGUUUCAUCGAUAGCGCACGGUUGUUGUUAGCCAUAUAGCUAGCUAGCAUACCACUUGUUCGAUUGUAUUUACGCUGUGGUAUAUUUUUUGCAUGACAUUUAAACAGAUUGGUCGUCAAUUGUAAGGAAAUACAAGAGGAUCCAGUUGUAUGUUUACACAUUAGCCAGAGAGUUAAAUUAGCUAGAGAUAGCUGGACUAGCUAGCUAGGGUAGACUGUCAACAACAACCCUUCCCUGCUCUGUCAGGAAUUAGGAGUCAUCAUAGCUACUAGUUAGCUACAGUAACAAGAGAGUGAUUUACAACCAGUAGAUACACAGCUACAGUAGGUCUUAAAAAAUACUUAUCUUCAAUUGAGCGUUCACAUUGUCUGAGAACGGAGUAAGAGAUUGACGCAGUUGGAGUUGCUUUCUUACUUUAUUAUACUACCUGAAGUUUAAAGUCCUUUUUACAACGUCUUCAUGGGGAUGAGUCGAAUAGAGUGUAUAUUUUUUAGUGAGUUUCACCCAACACUGGGACCAAAGAUUACUUACCAGGUUCCAGAGGAGUACAUAUCCCGGGAGCUCUUUGACACAGUACAGGUGUACAUUAUUACCAAACCAGAACUGCAGAACAAACUCAUAACUGUAACGGCCAUGGGGAAGAAGUUAAUUGGUUGUCCGGUGUGCAUCGAGCACAAGAAGUACAGCCGUAAUGCUCUGCUCUUUAACCUGGGCCUUGUAUGCGAUGCAAGGACCAAGACCUGUGCCCUUGAGCCAAUUGUCAAGAAGCUGUCAGGGUACCUCACAACGCUGGAGCUGGAGAGUGGGUUCAUAUCGAACGAGGAGAGCAAACAGAAACUGCUACCUAUUAUGUCCACCUUGUUAGAGGAGCUAAAUGCUACCGGAGCCUGUACCUUACCCAUCGAUGAGUCCAAUACAAUCAACCUGAAGUUGAUUGAGCAGCGCAGGGACCCUCUGAUCGUGCAGGAGUACGACGUGCCUGUCUUUACUCAGUGCAAAGACCACUUCAUCAAAUCCCAGUGGGAUCUCACCACUCAACAGAUCCUGGCCUACAUUGAUGGGUUCAGGCAUAUCCAGAAGAUAUCUGCAGAAGCGGAUGUUGAACUUAAUCUAGUCCGGAUCGCCGUACAGAAUUUACUGUAUUAUGGUGUUGUAACCUUGGUAUCAAUAUUUCAGUACUCCAAUGUGUACUGCACAACCCCUACAGUCCAGAGCCUGAUAGAUGACAGGUCCAUUCAGGAGGAGUGUCUCAACUAUGUCACCAAGAAAGGACAGAAGAGAGCCUGUUUAAGGGAUGUGUUCCAGCUGUACUGUGGUCUGACUCCAGGCACCACAGUUCGUGAUCUUUGCUCCCGCUACUCACAGCAGCUGCAGAGGGUAGAUGAGAGGAGGCUGAUCCAGUAUGGACUGAUGAAGGCUCUCAUUCGCCGUCUGCAGAAGUAUCCUGUUAAGGUGACACGAGACGAGAGGAGCCGCCCACCACGCCUUUACACUGGUUGCCAUAGUUACGACGAAAUCUGCUGCAAGACGGGAAUGAGCUACAAAGAGCUGGACGAGCGCUUGGAGAAUGACCCCAACAUAAUUGUGUGCUGGAAGUGAUACCCUGGCUUAAUCAGCAACCACACUCACUUUGAUAGAGAAAGCCAUCUCUCUAACAAAGACAGACAGACACGAGGUCCGAUUGUACUGAAACAGAGGCCUCCUGCUCGCCUCUCAUCUGACCCACACAACUGCCUGCUGUCCAGGAGACACAAUGUGGAUCAACCUCGGCCAAAGAUGCCUUAGAAAAGUCAGUUUAUCACUGUUGUCUGUGGACUUCAUCCGAAAUGUUCUGGAAAUGAUCUGUGCAUUCAAAGGCUGAGACAUGUAGGAAUUUAUAUACUACUAGUAUGUCACCAAUGUCACCUGUUAUCAUCCUCAGGUUUUUCCAUCCAGACUUUGAAUCAAUCAUUGUGGGAUAGUUUCAUUCAGAACAAUGAAUGGAAUAAUUUUAAAAAGACCACAAAAAUGAGGAAUGUGGCAGGUAGCCUAGUGGUUAAGAGCGUUGUGCCAGUUCAGUGAACAUUCGCUAGUUCAAACUUUUGCGCCGACUAGGUUAAAAAUCUGUUGAUGUUCCCUUGAGCAAGGCACUUAACCCUAAUUGCUCCUGUAAGUCGCUCUGGAUAAGAACAUCAGCUAAAUGACUCAAAUGUAAAAUGUGCUUAUUAAUGUACCAAAAAAUGAUAAUACCAACUCCUUGCAAUAAUAAAGAUGCGUUGUUGAUUUGAA